This is a messenger RNA of Nannospalax galili (Upper Galilee mountains blind mole rat), 6020 nucleotides long. RefSeq names its product tankyrase 1 binding protein 1 (gene Cnot12). The coding region runs from base 455 to 5557 and encodes 1700 amino acids. The record is from RefSeq and is a predicted model, not a curated record. Gene Ontology annotation, biological process: cellular response to ionizing radiation; double-strand break repair. Lineage: Eukaryota; Metazoa; Chordata; Mammalia; Rodentia; Spalacidae. The transcript is spliced from 12 exons. Gene Ontology annotation, cellular component: heterochromatin; nucleus.
CCUCUUCUGCUCCUCCUCUUCGGCUGCUGCCCGCGGCUCGGUGUCCAGAGCUCCCCACCGAGGCCCUCCACACAGCCCCUUGCCCCCGGCUGUUCCGUCUUCUCUUUGCCCCCGCCCCCCUUCCAGCACUUUACGUAUUGUCGCUCCUGGCCCCACAUCCAGCUGGAAAUCCUAGGGACGACCCGGCCUGCGCCCAGGCCCCUCUGCGUGUCUCUCUGGGUCUGGGGCUGCCCAGUUCCUUCUCAGCUCCCAGGGUCGCUUGGCUCUCCUAGAUCUCUAAGGGUGGGGAGUUCUCUGAGCCGCGGCGAUUCUUCAGCUUCUGGCCUUGGCCUUGGGCACCUGGGGCUCUAGGCUGGGGCCUCUCUGCUCCCGUGGCCACCUCCCCACUUGGGGACUCCGACCCUUCUAACCGCAGAGGUGCCCGUCAGGCCCCCAGCAGGGUCUGCUGCAUGUGAUGAAAAUAUCUACUCUCAGGGAAAGCACAGCCAUGGCUUCCCCACCGCCCCAGGAGAUGGAGGAGGAGCUGGUGCCUGUGGGCUCUGAGCCAGGUGACCCUCGGGCCAAGCCCCCUGUCAAGCCCAAGCCCCGGGCUCUGCCCAGCAAGCCAGCUCUGCCUGCCAAGCCCAGCCUUCUGGUGCCUGUUGGGCCUCGGCCUCCUCGGGGUCCCCUGGCUGAGCUACCUUCUGCCAGAAAGAUGAACAUGCUGGCUGGACCCCAGCCCUAUGGUGGCAGCAAGCGUCCCCUCCCAUUUGCACCAAGACUUACAGCUGAGGCAUCUGCUGGAGAAAUUACCCAGGAGUCUGGGAAAGAGGAGGGUGGGAAAGAAGAUCUGCCCCCUUUAACACCCCCAGCUCGAUGUGCCGCCCCAGGAGGUGUGAGGAAGGCCCCUGCCCCCUUCCGUCCAUCUUCUGAGCGGUUUGCAGCUAGUACUGUGGAAGAGAUCUUGGCCAAGAUGGAACAGCCUCGGAAGGAGGUUCCUGCCAGCCCUGACCGCCUCUGGGGAUCCCGCCUCACCUUUAACCAUGAUGGAAGUUCUCGAUAUGGCCCCAGGACUUAUGGUGUGGUCACUGGCUCCAGACAGGAGGAUGAUAAGACCCCCACCAGGGCAUGGUCCCAGGAGGGGCCGGCAAAGUCUCCAGCAGAGUGCCAGGAAGAACAUAGCCAGAUCCCUGAAGAGAGGAGCAACACUUCCAGCCUGGCUGUGAAUGGGGACCUGGCCAAACUGGCUAGGUCAGAGCCAUCUACAGAGGUUUCCAAGUCCUGGGUAGCCUCAAGUCCAGGCCCCAUUUCAGAGCAUGGAGGCUCCAGCAGCCCAAUCCUUCCAGCCCCCGGGUCUCCCCAUCCUUCAAGCCAUCCGAGUUCUCCCCAACGCUCUCACUUUUCAGAAGUGCAGAGUCCUGCAGCUCCUGAUGCCUCUCUCUGCUGCCCUGUGACUAUAGCCUCUCCCAGUGCAGCUUUGCCUGAUGAGGGCCCCUGCCAUCCCCCUAGCCCAGACCUACCUAGUGAAGUCACCCCAGAGACACCCAGAUCCAACAGCCCUCCUGUGGAGACAGUCCACAGCCACCAUAGCCCAGAGCAGCCCCCACCCAUCUCGCCCCAGCCCCUGAUUGAGGGAGGUGACCUGCUGCAUCUCACACGGACGUUCCCAUGUGGGGAGGAGGCAGUAGCCAAGGGUCACUCAGACCCCUGUCCCAGCAGCCUGACUCAGCGCCGAUUCUCAGAAGGGGUGCUUCGACCACCCAGCCAGGACCAAGAGAAGUUUGGGGGCUCACUGGCUGCCCUGCCCCAAGCCCAGGGGAGCCAGUCAGCUCUGGAUCGUCCCUUUGGGAGUGGGACAGAGUCUAACUGGAGUUUGUCACAGUCAUUUGAGUGGACCUUCCCCACUCGGCCCUCGGGUCUGGGUGUGUGGCGGCUGGAUUCCCCACCCCCGUCUCCCAUUACAGAAGCCAGUGAGGCCGCUGAGGCUGCUGAGGCUGGCAACUGGGCUGUGUCUGGCAGGGAGGAAGGAGUAUCCCAGCAGAGAUCAGGGGCCCCAUCAGCUCCAGAGAGCCCAGGAAGACAUAUUUCUGGAGGUCAGUGGGACGAUCCAGGGAUCUCCCCACCCCCAAGGGAUGAUGGAGAGAGUCAGCUUCAGUCCCCAGCUGUCCCUCUCUCUGCAGUUGAGGGCCCAUCUGGAACACCCUUACUGCAGGCGGAGGAGAGAUAUGAGGACCAGGGGCCACUGGCUGGGCAGGAGACUCCCCUCCCUUUGGCCACCAGGGAGGCAGCUCUACCUGUGCUGGAGCCCAUCCUGGGGCAGCAGCAGCCAACACCCCCUGACCAACCCUGCGUCCUUUUUGCUGAUGCCCCUGACCCUGGUCAGGCAUUGCCUGCUGAGGAGGAGACGGUGACCUUAGCCUGGGCAGAGACCACCCAGCCCAGGACAGAAGCUCACGACUCCUGUAGAGCCUCCCCUGAGCCUACGGGCCCAGAUACCAAUUCUCGCUGGCUGGAUGAUCUCCUGGCAUCACCACCGCCCAGCUCUGGCAGUACAAGGCGGGGAGCUUCAUCUGAGCUGAAGGAUGCACAGUCCCCAAGCACCUGCCCUGAGGGACUCCUUGGCUGGGCCCAGAAAGAUCUGCAGAGUGAAUUUGGGGUGGCAGCAGACCCACAUGCUGGCAGUUUCAGGUCUGCCAGCUGGUCUCAAGAUGCUUCUCAGAACUACAGCCUUGGGGGCAAGAGCCCUGGUGGAGACCCAGGCCCUGGGGAAAGGGACUGGGGCAGCAAAUAUGUGCAAGGAGCUGGGGAAGGGAGCAGUAGGGAUUGGGCCAGCAGGUGCAGCCUUGGCCAAGAGGUGAGAGACGUCAGCAGCAGCCAGAACGGGAGUGAAGUGUCUGUCCACGAAUGGGCAGUGGGAAAGCCAGCUCAGUUUGGCACUCAGAGCCCUGAGACCAAUGCACAGGAAUGGGAAUUCAGGAAGAGGGAUUCCCAAGGCACUUACUCCAGUCGGGACAAAGAGCUUCAGGACCAGGAAUUUGGGAAGCGAGAUUCCCUGGGUUCUUAUGGCAGCCGAGAAGCAAGCCUUCAGGACUGGGAGUUUGGCAAGAGAGAUUCUCUGAGUGCUUACACUAACCAGGAUGCAGGUGAGCAGGGUCAAGAACUGGGCAUGAAGGGCCACCCGGGCAGCUAUAGCAGCCGGGAUGCAGAGGAACAAGACCGGGAGUUUGAGAAGAGAAAUUCUUUACUUGACAUCUGUGGCACCCAGGCCACAGCCCAGCAGGACCAGGAGUUUGGGAAGAGUGCUUGGUUACAGGAUUACAGCACCAGUGGCUCCAGGGCCCUAAACUCACGGAACAGAGGAUUUGGGACCCGAGCCCUGAACUCCGGGUUCAGCCCCGAGGAAGCACAGCAGCAGGAUGAGGAGUUUGAGAAGAAGACUCCAAGUGGUGAAGACAGCCUGCAUGAGACCAGCAGGGGUGCAGGCCAGCCAGAGGUGGGAGAAUCGGGGGACCUGUUGAGCCCUAGCACCUCCAAGUUGCAAGAUGGGGCAAUCAGGCAGAGAGACCAGGGCAACUGGCAAGACGGUGACUCCAGCCAGGAGAUCACAGGGCUGCAGGGGAGAACACAGGCAGGAGGUCAGAGCCCUGACACCACUGAGCUGGAAGACAAAGAGACAGGGCAGCGAGGCUGGCCUGGGGAGUUCAGCCUCGGUGUCACAGCCCAAUCAGAGGGAGCAUUUAGCUCAAGGCAGCCAGACUGGAGCAGGGACUUGUGCAUGGAGGCCACUGAGGGUAGCUAUCAGUUUGGCAUCAUCGGCAACGAUAGAUCGAGCGGUGCUGGCGCAAGUCCUUCCAGGAAGAUGGGAGGUGGCCACUUCGUGUCUCCUGGCGAAAGCAGGGCUGGGGCUGUGGACUGGACUGACCAGCUGGGUCUCAGGAACUUGGAAGUGUCCAGCUGUGUGGGUUCUGGAGGUUCGAGUGAAGCCAGAGAGAAUGCAGUGGGACAGAUGGGCUGGUCAGACAGCCUGGACCUCACCCACUGUUUGGGGACUGGAGGGUCUGAAGAGCCCAGGGGGAUGGGUGUUGGGGAGAAGGAUUGGAUUUCUGAUGUUGGGGUGAAGAACAGAGAUUUGCCUGGGUUGGGAGAAGUAGGAGGCUAUAGCCAGCCCAGAGAGAGUGGCGUAGGGGAGCCUGACUGGUCAGGUGUGGAGGCUGGAGAGUUCCUUAAGUCAAGAGAGCGUGGAGUCGGACAGGCAGAUUGGACACCUGAUCUUGGGCUGAGAAACAUGGCCCCGGGUGCAGGCUGCAGCCCUGGAGAGCCCAGGGAGCUUGGGGUGGGUCAAGUAGACUGGAGUGACAAUCUAGGUCUGAGUAAUCUGGAGGUGCCCUGUGACCUAGAGUCUGGGAGUUCUCGGGGCUGUGGAGUGGGGCAAAUGGCCUGGGCUCAGGACUUGGGACUCCGGAACACAGAACUCUCUGGGCCCUUGAGUGAAGUUAGGGAGCAUGGGGUGGGGAAGGUGGGCCCUGAGCUAGAGCUAGACUUCAGGAAUACUGGAAGCUUGUCCCCUGGUUUGGAGACCAGGGAGCUGGGAGUCGGUGAAACAAGUGGACCAGAAACCCGGGGUGAAGAUGGCUCUUCACCUUCUCUUGAGACCCGCCCUGAAGACCCUGGAAUGGAGACAGAAGCCCCCGGCUUGAGAGCCAGUCCCAGCAGGUGUCUGGCCCGCUCCCCACCUUCUGGUUCCCAGAGCCUCUUGGAGGGGAUGCUGGCAGCCAGCAACUCUAAGGCAGCUACUCGAAUGGACUCGGCAGCUUCGGGCCUCAGGGUCCUGUUGGAGGAGGAAGGAGCCACAGCAGGAGCUGGCCAAGGGGAACCCCAGGAGCCUAGCAGGGACCUUCUGCCUUCCUCAAGGCCUCAGCCUGAUGGUGAAGCCAGCCGGACAGAAGGGAUGGAUGGCACCUGGGGCCUUACACGGGCUAGGCAAGGCGACCAGGAGCCGGCCCCAACCCCCCGACGGCCUCUUCAAGGACCUCUGUCCAGCUACCCCAGUGAGGACUUCUCCUUCAUGGAGGACACUGAGAUCCUCGAUAGUGCCAUGUAUCGGAGCCGUGCCAACCUAGGACGUAAGCGUGGGCACCGGGCCCCAGCCAUCCGGCCUGGGGGCACUCUGGGCCUGUCAGAGUCAGCAGACUCAGAUGCUCGACUGUUCCAAGAUUCAACAGAGCCACGGGCUUCUCGUGUGCCAUCCUCAGAUGAAGAGGUAGUGGAGGAGCCUCAGAGCCGCCGGACGCGGAUGUCCUUGGGCACCAAAGGGCUGAAAGUCAACCUCUUUCCUGGCCUGAGCCCAUCAGCCCUGAAGGCCAAGCUUCGCUCCCGGAACCGCUCAGCUGAGGAGGGGGAGGCAACAGAGAACAAAUCAAGCCAGAAGGAGUCCUCAGUCCAGCGUUCCAAGUCCUGCAAGGUCCCAGGGCUGGGAAAGCCCCUCGCGUUACCUCCCAAGCCAGAGAAAUCCUCAGGGUCAGAAGGCUCAUCGCCCAACUGGCUACAAGCCCUGAAGCUCAAGAAGAAGAAGGUCUGAGAAGGGGCCAAGGACCUUCCCAUCCGCAGUCUCAGGCAGUGCCAUUCCUGUGGGGUCCCUGAACGAGGAGACAGCCAGCCCCACUAAGGUUGAGGCUGCAGCCUCCUUCCCCUCCACCUCUGACGAGCUCUGGGAGGCACAUUUAUGCACUUUGUAUCACCUUCCCAACUUCUCCCACACCUUCUGUCCCAGCCUGGAUUCCCUCACUGAUAAUGGUGGGAGGUUUGGGUCCUUCCCUUGCUCUCUUCCCUUCUCCCUCGCUGCUUUCUUCAACCUCCCUUGGGUUUUCUUUUGAUACCAAUUUAUAGCAUUUUUUAUAAAAGCCUUUGAUUUUUGUAAUGGGUGGAACCCCACCCCAAGUCCCACCCCAGAUCUCCCUCUGUCCCUCUAGGAGCCCCACAGAGACCAAUGACAUUUUACCACUUGAAGCAAUGAAUAAAGUUUUUUGGGAAUUGGUGCUGUA